GUUCAGCCAUAAUCCUUGCGGCUAGGGUUUUAAGAGCGCUCCUUCAGCUCUUUUGGACCUCUGCCGCCAUUUCUAGGGUUUCGUCUCGCCGGGGCCGCGCGCGCGAGAGAGAGAGCUCGACGAGGAGGGGAGCAGAAGAGAUCUCGAUCCGCUUCCAAUGGCGAGGAUUAAGGUCCACGAGCUCCGGGGGAAGUCGAAGGCGGAGCUACUGACCCAGCUGAAGGACCUUAAGGCGGAGCUCGCCCUCCUCCGCGUUGCGAAGGUCACCGGCGGCGCCCCCAACAAGCUUUCCAAGAUCAAGGUGGUGAGGCUCUCGAUCGCGCGGGUGCUCACGGUGAUCUCUCAGAAGCAGAAGCAGGUGCUGAGGGAGGCGUAUAAGAAGAAGAAGUACCAGCCGCUUGAUCUCCGGCCCAAGAAGACUCGCGCCAUCCGCCGUCGCCUCACGAAGCACCAGGCUUCAUUGAAGACCGAACGUGAGAAGAAAAAGGAGAUGUACUUCCCGAUGAGAAAGUAUGCCAUUAAGGCAUAGAUUAGGAUAUUAUCUAGACUCUCCCCCCCUUUGUUCAAGUGACUGCCUUUGGCGUCCGAAUUUUAUCAUAUGUUUUAUCGAUUAUCAAUCCUGUUUAGCACUAUGAUUUGGGUUUCUGACAUUUUAUGGCAUACGAAAUGCAAGUCUUUUCCGAAAUUCAGAUAGAUUUGAUGUUC
This is a messenger RNA of Phoenix dactylifera (date palm), 705 nucleotides long. Its product is annotated as large ribosomal subunit protein uL29-like. The record is from RefSeq and is a predicted model, not a curated record. Gene Ontology annotation, biological process: translation; maturation of LSU-rRNA from tricistronic rRNA transcript (SSU-rRNA, 5.8S rRNA, LSU-rRNA). Gene Ontology annotation, molecular function: structural constituent of ribosome; mRNA binding. NCBI's taxonomy places the organism in Eukaryota, Viridiplantae, Streptophyta, Magnoliopsida, Arecales, Arecaceae. Gene Ontology annotation, cellular component: ribosome; cytosolic large ribosomal subunit.